GUGAGAGAAAUGAGAGCGUCUUUGGUCACAACAAGUGAAUUUUCUGCUGCGGAAAGUCAGUGGAUUCGGAGAGAAGCACCGUCCUCUCUUCUUUCUCUCACCAUUUCCAAUUGGAGUUUUGUUGUUGGAAGUGCGCGGUAUAAAUAUGCCCGCGGCCAUUGGAAUUACUCCAGUCAAGCUCACGGCUUCGUUGUGGUAUCAAGUGUUGUUGCAUAUAAUAUUAACCUUUAGUUUUUUGUUGUUUUUUAUACUAAUCCAGAUAAAAAUAGAGAAGUCAUCCAAUUUCCUAACUCGCAAAAUUUUUUGAGAGGAGAUUGAAGUAAUUCGGUUGAUUGAAGGAAAAGCAAGUCAGGAAACUUUUUUUCAGUUUUUCUGUUUUUUUUUUUGGUUGAUAAGUGUGGAGAAAUUUUGAGUAUUGCGGAAAUAUUCUUUUCCGGGCUAAAAUUCCAUGUGGCUCUGCAAUAAUUGAGGAAUUGGUGUGUGAUAAGAAAAGUUUGAAAAAAAAGCAAAAAAAUUUCCGUGGUUUAAAAAAAAAAAACGUCAAGUAUAAUCUGCAAUAAUGGCAACGUACGCAACAUUUAAACACGUUGAACUGUACAAUGUUGGAAAUACGAAAAAGAGGGUUCUGAAGCCCCCAGGUGGUGGAACCAGUGACAUUUUUGGCGGAGAAUCAUCCAUGGAAACACCGAGAUCCAAUAAAAAUCGUAUGGCAUCAAAUAUCUUCGGUGACACAGCUGGUCCUGUCUCCAAGAACGGCGACCGACCACGUGCUGUAAUUGACUCCCACAAUCGCCUAUUUGGCGAGCCUGAACGCAUUCAAACACCAUUGAAGAACAGGAUGAAGAGUAACAUCCCAAUUGGCGAUACUGUGGACAAGGGUCUCAAUGGACACACAAAUGGACACUCUGGCGCUUCAUCGCCCAAGAUCAAUGGAAUCAAUGGUGGUUGCAAAAAUAUGGAGAAUGGUGUGGAACAUACUAACGGGACAAGAGAGCCUGAUGACAGUCCCUUCUUGGGGUCAUCUCGUUCCACAGCAUCUAACGCUUCCAGUCCAAUGUCGUCCAUGUCGACAAGAUCAGGAAAUUCUUCCGCAUCCACCAAGCAAUUGUUUGGGAAUGAUUGCUGUGUGAUGAAUGGUGGCUUCAAUCGACCCAAAUACACACCAAGAAAUCCCGUGACCGGUUUGGGGCUCAAUGAGCCGAUGAAUCGUGUGAGGAAGUUGGGAAGCAAUCGAAGAGAAGGAAAUCCAGUGACUGGAGAAGGUUACAAACCGGCCGGAACGGAAAUAAAUACAUCGAUUCCCUGUUUGAAUGGCGCCAAUCAAGUUAUCAACAAGAAUAGAGUCCCUCCAGGAGGAUUUUCUUCUGGACUGUGGUAAAGACAUUGCGCAAGAUGGGUUGGGUGUUAGAGUUCCAAAUACAUGGGCUCAUAUGACAGAAGAAGAUGUGUUUAAAAAAAAGGAUGUUUUUUGUCGUAAAACACUUUCCAAUUGUUCGACCAUUUCUCUUUGAAGAUAACACACAAAUUACACAAAAAAAAUGGAGAAAAAGAAAAUCCUACUGAAAAUAUUUGGAUUUAUUAUAAUUCUCUAAAACAAGAGAUCUAAAUUCUUACUGUAUUUAUUGAACAAAAAAAAAACAGAAAAAUUAAAUUCUUGAUUUUUUGUCAUAUUAUUUGGCAUUUUAAUUUAUUAAGAAAAACUAUAAGCUUUUAUAAAGAAAAAUCACAAGACACAAAAAUUUAACGACUGCAAAUAUCUUAUUUUAAAAAUAUAAGCUUAAUUUUACAAAUAUUCUAACAUUUGCAGUAAGAUUUUUUCACGUGUUUUCUUUUCUAUGUUUUUUAUUAGAUCUACAAUAAUAAUCUAUUUAUUGCUUUUCUACCCACCAAAAAAAAAGGUGAGAAAGGAAUAUUGAGGAAAAUUAAAAAAAAAACUUACUCUUAAGCAAAUAAUAUGCU
Phlebotomus papatasi is the source of this 1959-nucleotide messenger RNA. It is a transcript of the gene Jupiter, whose product is annotated as microtubule-associated protein Jupiter. NCBI's taxonomy places the organism in Eukaryota, Metazoa, Arthropoda, Insecta, Diptera, Psychodidae. The coding region runs from base 560 to 1378 and encodes 272 amino acids. Gene Ontology annotation, cellular component: nucleus. The transcript has 7 exons. The record is from RefSeq and is a predicted model, not a curated record.